AUGCCACCCCGAAUCCCCCGCGCCGGGGCGCGCCCAGCCCUCGCCGCAAGCUGGACAUGUAGGCUUUCUCGCCGCACCAUUGCUGCCUCGGCCGCCGCGCCCGCCGACAAACCCUACUAUGUCACCACUCCCAUCUUCUACGUCAAUGCCGCCCCCCACGUCGGCCACCUGUCCACCAUGGUCCUUGCGGAUAUCAUCAAGCGCUGGCAGCUCCUGCAAGGCAGGACGGCCAUGCUGAGCACCGGCACCGACGAGCACGGAUUGAAGAUCCAGCAGGCCUCGGCAAAAGCCGGUAGCGAGCCGCUCCCCUUCUGCGACAAAGGCGCCGACGUCUUCAAGAACCUGGCCGCCAAGGGCCUCAUCUCGAAUGACCAUUUCGUUCGCACCACAGACCAAGCCCACAAAGACGCCGUGCAGUAUGCAUGGCACUUGCUGAAAGAGAGGGGCUACAUCUACAGCUCCAAGCACGAGGGGUGGUACUCUGUCAGCGAUGAGACUUAUUACCCUACCUCCGGUGUCCAUCUCAUCGUCGAGCCUGCCACCGGCCGGAAGAUCAUGGCCUCGAUAGAGACGGGCAAGGAAGUCGAGUGGACGACCGAGAUCAACUACCACUUCCGUCUCUCCGCCUUCAAGGACCAGCUUCUGCACUUUUACCGCGAGAAUCCGGGCUGGAUCAUCCCGCAGUUCCGCAUGGACGACGUCGUCCAGGCUGUUUCCUCCGGCCUUGAGGACCUCUCCGUAUCCCGCCCUACAUCUCGGCUCACUUGGGGUGUCCCGGUACCUGGAGACGAUUCCCAAACCAUCUAUGUGUGGUUGGAUGCGCUGCUCAACUACGCAACCAAAAUCGGCUAUCCUUGGCCGCCGGGCAAGAUGCAAUCCAGUGGCUGGCCUGCAGAUUGCCAUGUCAUUGGCAAGGAUAUCACCCGUUUCCACUGCAUUUACUGGCCGGCCUUCCUCAUGGCCCUGUCGCUACCUCUUCCCAAGCGGAUCCUCACAACCGCCCACUGGACCAUGAACAGCCAGAAGAUGUCUAAAUCCGUGGGUAAUGUCGUUAACCCUUUCUUUGCCCUCGAUCGGUUUGGGGCCGAUGCAAUGCGCUAUUACCUUGCCCACGACGGAGGCAUCAGCCAGGAUGCAAACUACAGCAACUACUAUGUCGUCGAGCGCUACAAGAAAGGACUGCAAGGCGGCUUGGGUAACUUGGCUAGCAGGAUUGUGAAGGGGAAGGGCUGGGAUGUCAGGAGAGCGGUGGCGUCUGGCGCCCAGAAUAUUCCUAGGCGAGCCACGGAACAGCAAGCAAAGGCGCGAGCCCAUUUUGACCUCCUAACGCAUCUUCCUGGUGCAGUCGAACAGAAAUUGCAGGCUCUCGACGUGAGCGGCGGCUUGAAGACGAUCAUGGAAGCUGUCUAUGAGACCAACCGCUACCUCCAGGAGGCUGCUCCGUGGAACCACGUACCCAAGGCCCAGCAGGAGAUUCAUGCUGCCGAGCAGUCUGCUCCCGCUGUCCUGGAAAAGCACCGCCCCAAUGUGGACCGGACCAUUUUCCUUUGCGCUGAGACGCUGAGAAUAGCAGCCAUCCUGUUGCAGCCAUACAUGCCCGGUAAAUCAGCGGAGCUGCUGGACAUGCUCGGCGUGAACGAAGAUAAACGAAGCUUUGAGUUCGCGGAGGUUUGCAAGGACCUCGACUACGGCACCAGCAAAGUCGAUCUGAAGAAAACAGUGCUCUUCCCCCGCAUUGGUAUCGACGAGCUGGACUGA
Molecule: messenger RNA, 1758 nt
Organism: Lasiodiplodia theobromae
Lineage: Eukaryota; Fungi; Ascomycota; Dothideomycetes; Botryosphaeriales; Botryosphaeriaceae
Product: Aminoacyl-tRNA synthetase class 1a Anticodon-binding protein
Exons: 8
Coding region: 1-1758 (585 amino acids)
Biological process (GO): methionyl-tRNA aminoacylation
Molecular function (GO): ATP binding; methionine-tRNA ligase activity
Source: RefSeq, a predicted model, not a curated record